Messenger RNA from Emericellopsis atlantica, 300 nucleotides. RefSeq lists its product as uncharacterized. Bases 1 to 300 code for a protein of 99 amino acids. Lineage: Eukaryota; Fungi; Ascomycota; Sordariomycetes; Hypocreales; Bionectriaceae. The record is from RefSeq and is a predicted model, not a curated record. The transcript has a single exon.
AUGGCCUCCCUCAUGGAUACCGCUGCGAACACGACCACUGUCACCUCGGGCUUGGAUCCGACCUGCUACCAUACGGUAACAUUUCGCAUCCGUGUCGCUAUCGAUACCGUCGCCGCCACAAGCUUCCCUACCAAUACUCCCGCUGCCACUGCCACUGCCACCCUAGCAAUGGAUCCGCCUUUCAACUGUGCCCAGUGCGCUGAAGUCCAAGAGCUUUGGCUCGCGCCCAUGUACCUAGCCGGCUUCAUCACGGUGCUCUUGGUUACCCUCGCCUGGCUCGCUCGACUCUACAACCGCUGA